UCUUAUAAAUAUUCAGCGUCGCGUUACUCCUCGCAAUCACAAUAUCUUUGCAAUAAUCGUCCAAAACUCUCCCACACUCUUCAUCAGCUUCCUUAAAAGUGUCUAAAAUCCAAAACGAGAAAAUCGCAAAUGUUAUACCUAAUUAACUGCAAAAACCGACUAAAAAUCAAAUCCAGCGCUCGAUAAAAGCAGAGAAUACCCGCGAGUAUAUUAUAUCCUUAAUUCGCGAGUCUGCGGCAAGAUAGCGGUGCCGUCGCAAUGUUUUCGCGUCGCCGCGCUAUCAGCGCGCAGACAUCGUCGAGUCUCUCGCUCGCGUGGAAUUUCGCCCUCGUCGAGAGAGAGAGAGAGAGAGAGAGAGAGAGAGAGAGAGAGAGAGAGAGAGACAGCAACAAAACCGCGAUCAGCAUCGCGCCGUGCUACAGUUUGGCAUAUACAUACAUAUAUAUGUAUACACGUAAGGAAGGGUAUAUAUGCAGGCUGUAGAGUAGGGAUUCGCACGCACACACGGACGCAACCUGCUCGCGCAGGUAUGCGCGCGCGGCUUUUUUCCACCCCCGAGUUUGCUGCUGCUGCCGUUGGAGGAGAGAAGAGAGAGAUACUGUUGUGUCGCGGGGCUCAGUGGCCUGGCUCUCGGUCGCGUCGCGCGCGCUCUUAUCGCGCGCCAGCAGCUCGCGCUCCUAACCUCAAAACUCGCGAGAGAGUUGUUCUUUUACGUGCCGAGUGCAUCCAGUGUGCUGUGCGAGAGUCUUCUCCUAUAUAUACUUUGUGACGCGGUCAGUGAAGUUCGAUCCGAAGAAGCGGAGUUUUUUCUCAUUAUUCCCGACGGUAGAGUGCGCGGAUCCAGCUGUCGAGGAGGACGUCGUCGUCGUCAUAGUCGGUGGAUCACCAUACCCAGUGGCAACUAAGACGCAUGUGACGCGUAGAAAAAUUCAUCGAGGGUGGUAAAUGCAGUGGAUGGCGGAUGUUCAAGCAAGCAAGGAUGUCCGGCGAUCACCCUCCCACAAAUUCCCGCCUGAACACAACAGCUAAAGCCUCCAGCGAGUCGUCGCAAGGACCUCAAGACAAUAAAGCCAAUCGGGAACAAGACACAGAAGAGCCUUGCCGCUGAUGUAGUGCUAUACUCGACAGUUAUUGCUUAAUAAUAUUAAGAAAAAAAGCACGUUUCCAUCUCGCGUUCUUGUGCUGCUGCGGCUGGUGUGUUUUAUUAAUUGCGAAGGCGAAGGUCAGCCCCGACGCGGAGGACAGCACUUCCGGCAUAAACAUCUCGUUCGGCGAAACGCUUCUCUGUGAGAGAGAGAAAGAGAUAGAGCUCGACGAGGGGCAUAUGGCCCUGGACCAUGCUACCAUUUACAAUAUGCACCACACGAAUCAAUUAGAAGACGUGGGGUAUAGGAGCGUCGAGAUCACGUCCGCCUUCGCGCAUCUGCCGCAGAAAGACAUGGCCAGGGACACGCCGGGCUCGCCGAUGUCGAGGUCGGCGGUUCGCGAGCAGCUGGCCGCCGGUGCCGCCGCUGCCACCCUCACCUCCGGCGCUUAUCACGCCGCGGCCGAACACGCGGCCGUCACGCUGCACGGGAACGCCUUGCAGCAGAAGAUUCUCGAGCUACAGCAGCAGCACCAGCUUCAACAGCAGAUCCUAAGGCAGCAGUACCAGGCGCAGGAACGACAACUCGCCGAACUUCACGAGCAGCAGAUGCACCAGUUGAAGCUGUGGGAGCAGCAGAAGCAGCUCGAGGAGCAGCGGAGGGAAAAGGAACGACUGGAGGCCCUCAGGAAGAAGGACAAGCAUGACCACAGUGCUGUCGCCUCGACGGAGGUCAAGCAACGCCUUCAAAGCUUUCUGGUGAACAAGAAGCAGAGGGAGGCCGCGGCAGCGGCGAACGGAGCAGUGCCCGGCACACCCGGAUACAGGACCUGGUUGCAGUCGCAGUCGGACUCGUCGAGCUCGACGACCGCCUCUCACCCCUACCGAAUGCCGCAGAUCCUGCAAGAGAAAUUCGGCGACGAUUUUCCACUGAGGAAGACAGCCUCGGAGCCGAAUAUGCUGAAGGUGCGACUUAAACAACGUGUCAUGGAGAGGAACAUGGCGGCCUCGAGAAACUCACCCCUAAUGGCACGGCGGAAGGACCGACUACUGUCGCACCUCAAGCGGAGGUCACUCCUAGCAAAUUCUGGUAGUAAUCCGGAAUCCGGGCCUAACUCACCGCCAACGGUGGGCAACUCGCAGUCGUCGCCGACGGCGGCCGGAGGCAGUGGAGGCGGCGGCUCGAGUACGCCGAUCCAGGAGGAGAGCGAAGCCGCAGCCUACGGUGGUCAGCUCAGCAGUGCCAGCCAACAGGGCAGUCUCUCCGACCUGUCCCUCUUCAGCUCGCCGUCCAUGCCCAACAUCUCCCUGGGCAGACCCCAUGUACCGUCUAGCUCCACGAGCGGUUCGAAGCUGGCCACAGUCUCCGAAGCCGAGGUACGAGCAGCGUUCACCGCGCGUCUGGGCAUGCCGUUGACCGGCCAGAUGCUUCCGGGUACGCUGCCGUUCUACCCCUCGCUGACGGUGAUCGACGGCGAGCCAACCUACAUGCACAAGCAGAUGCAGAGCCUCGAACAGGCGACAACCGCCAGUAGUCCAACCAGCAGUAGGCAGCAUCCGAUCUAUCAUCCUACGCCCAUAACCGACACCCAGGUCGCACACGCGAGGCUUCAUAAGGCUGGCCACCGGCCUCUAGGUAGUAGGACACAGUCGGCACCUUUACCUCUGGGCCACCCAAUGCUGCAGGGCGGUUUGAUGGCUCCGCCGACGACGACCCACUACGAGGACUACCUCGCAGAGAAGCAGUUGCACGAGCAACAGCAGACGCACAAUUACCUCAAGCAGCAAAUUCGACAGACAGUCCUUACGCGGGUUGGCUCGCGCAGCGGACAAAGCGCAGGACAAUCCCAACUUCUCGACGAGGCACCCGAGUCCGAGGAGAGCGAGGUGAUCGAUCUCACCGGCAAGAAGGAUAAUUCCGGGACGAGCGGAGGAAGCAGCAGCGCCGGUAGCAGCAGCAUAGAGGAGAGCGAGAUCUCGAAGCAGCAGCGGGACCGCGAACAGUUCCUCCAGCAGCAGCGCGACCUCAUGAUGCGCCAUACUCUGCAGGCUGCGGACACCUCGGCAUACCCAGGCAGGAGCUCGCAGUCGGCUAGGCCGCUUUCGAGGGCGCUCUCCAGUCCUCUGGUUCAUUUGGGACCCCAAGCUGCUGUAGCAGCGACCGACGUGUACUCGAGGAGUCCACGCGAUCAACCGACUACCGGACUAGCCUAUGACCCACUCAUGCUGAAGCACGCGUGUGCUUGCGGCGAAAUGCGCAGCCAUCCUGAGCAUGGUGGUCGACUACAAAGCGUCUGGGCGAGACUUUCCGAGACUGGGCUUCUGCAGCGUUGUGACAGAGUACGCUCACGCAAGGCUACUCUCGAGGAGAUACAAACCUGCCACACUGAGGCCCAUGCCCUCCUUUUCGGCACGAAUCCACUUACGCGCCAUAAGCUGGACAUGUCAAAGAUGCAGCCGAGCUUUGUGCGACUAUCUUGUGGCGGCAUCGGCGUGGACAGCGACACAACGUGGAACGAUAUUCACACAGCGCCAGCGGCACGUAUGGCCGUCGGUUGCGUUAUCGAGCUCGCCUUUAAGGCGGCGAUGGGUGACAUCAAGAACGGCUUCGCGGUUGUCCGGCCACCCGGCCAUCACGCUGAAGCCAAUCUAGCUAUGGGCUUCUGCUUCUUCAACGCCGUCGCUAUUGCGGCAAAACUUCUGCUCCAGAAGCUUGAUCUACGAAAGAUACUUAUUUUGGAUUGGGACGUACAUCACGGAAACGGUACCCAGCAGAUGUUCUACGACGACCCUCGGGUGUUGUACCUGUCGAUCCACAGGCACGACGACGGUAACUUUUUCCCCGGCACAGGCGGUCCCACUGAGUGCGGUGCCGGUGAAGGCAUGGGUCGUAACGUGAACGUUGCCUGGUCGGGCGGUUUGAACCCACCAAUAGGCGAUGCCGAGUACCUCGCGGCCUUCCGCACCAUCGUCAUGCCCAUCGCCAAAGAUUUCGACCCCGAUCUCGUCCUCGUCUCGGCGGGUUUCGAUGCGGCACACGGACACCCAGCACCUCUUGGUGGUUACAAGGUGUCGCCUGCCUGCUUCGGUCGCAUGACCCAGAUGCUCAUGACCCUCGCUGGUGGAAAGGUUGUUCUUGCACUAGAGGGUGGUUACGACCUGACAGCCAUCUGCGACUCCGCGCAGGAGUGCGUCAGGGCGUUGCUUGGAGACGAGCCAACGCCGAUCAGAGAUGAGGAACUCACAAGGGCGCCCUGCCAGAAUGCCAUCGAUACUUUGCAGAAGACCAUUGCUAUUCAAAUGUCACACUGGCCAUGCGUAAAGCACUUGGCGCAUACAGUAGACAUGAGUGCAAUCGAAGCGAGUCAAAAGGAACACGACGAGACUGGGACAGUCUCCGCCAUGGCAUCUCUUUCCAUGCAGCAACAAAACAACCUUGCAAGCACGCCAGAACAUUCCCGCGAAGUGUCGGAAGAACCGAUGGAGCAGGAUGAGGCCAAGUGAAGUGAUCGAGCCCAGGCGUUCCUAUAUCGGAGCGGAAUCUGAGAUUUGUCUAAAACAGAAAAAGACAUAAAAGAGUAUUUGCGAAACUGGAUCUAACGAGUAGAAGACGCACACUCACACAGUCACAGACACGAUAGCUCGACUUCUCGAUGGGUAGUCGACAAAUAAUGGAAAAUGUGUGUCACGACCUGAGGCUAAGAUGAUUUAGGAUAAAGGAUGAAAUUGAGAAACACACAGUCCCAAAGGGCACUAACGAUAAAACUCCAUAGAGCGCACUUGACACUGUGCUGGUAUCGCCGAGAUUCUGGGAGUACGGGGAGAGAAGAGCUUGUAUCUCUACUUGUUGUUCUUGUUGUUGAUGUUCUUCAUGCACACAUGACAAAAAAAAUUUAUAAAACUGAAAAAAUUGAAGCGCAUGCCCGAACUCCGCACUCAAGAGGCUCUUUAUGUCUACUUUUUUACGAGGGUUGCGGAGAAGACACAUUUCGUCUUUCUCUUUUCGUUCGGAAAUUUUGUACAACGCGAAUCCGUCGCCGUUGAUUAACGAAAAUGCGUUCACGCGUGAUGUUUGUGUACAGACACGCAAUUGUGUUCGUUCCUCUUUGUUUUUUGUUAAUACAUAUAUACCGCAACCUGUUUCUUCGAGCUAGUGUCUUUUUAAGAUCGAAAGACAACGAACGACAGUUUAACGUCCAAAAUUUAGACAGGCGACGGGCAUGUGUAUUUGAGCGAAAACUGGGGAAAUAGCACGCUCCGUGUUUCUAAAAAAUGAAAAGAAUUUAUUGUACAUAAUGAGAUAAAAUAUUAUUGAGGAUACUCGUAAGAGCUAUUGAUUUUUUAGAUGAAGCAAUUGGCGUUGACUGAUUAUUUUUUAAAACGUAUAAGCAAAAACUACAUGAUGCUAAGCCGUGCAGACAUUAUUUUGUUAAAUUUAUUUAUAUAUAUAUUUAUAUAUAUAUAUAUAUAUACACGAUCAGUAAAUAUUUGUGACAUGUUGUCGGUUGAAAAGCUGUUAACAUAUAUUAAUCGAUAAAUUAUUGUGCACGACACGUAAUUAGUGCGCUCAUGACGAAGGCGAGAUUCGAUUAGGCGUCCAAGCGUCUAUCUAGGUAAAUUUUAACUGUAUAUUCGUGAAUGUAAAACAUAGAAUUACAGAAAUAAAAAAGACAAUAGGAUUAAAGAUUUUUCGCGAUGAGCCAGCGCUGGUCGCAGGCUUACUUUUAGAUUUUCGUUCAACCGAUAAGGAAAAAAUAAAAAAUGUAUAAAAAAGAAAAAAACAGAUAAUGCGCGUCAUUGCACAACUGCGUUAGCUUUGAAAAAAAGUAAUUGUGGAAGAAUAUAGACGAUGUACGCGCGUGUGAUUCUCGAUAGAAUUUAUUUAGUUUCCUGCUGCGAACAAAAAGGUGGUGCGAUUUUUGUGAUAUUUUGUAAAACUGUUAAGUAAAAACUAUUUUACGCAGAUUUAAAUCGUCGAUGAUAAUGUAAUAUGGAAAUCGUUCAGGGAUAGUGGAUGAUUAGUUUGGAAAUCGAUACGAAAUCUGAAAACAAACACAGAGCAGCUUAGAGCGCGAAAAAGUCUUUUGCGAAAACAAUACAAGCAUUUAUUUUUAUGUAAUGCAUUUUAUGAUGUUGAAAAAAGAGGAGAAAAAAUAUAUGAAAAAA
This is a messenger RNA of Nasonia vitripennis (jewel wasp), 6250 nucleotides long. RefSeq names its product histone deacetylase 4 (gene HDAC4). The record is from RefSeq and is a predicted model, not a curated record. NCBI's taxonomy places the organism in Eukaryota, Metazoa, Arthropoda, Insecta, Hymenoptera, Pteromalidae. Gene Ontology annotation, molecular function: histone deacetylase activity. Bases 1325 to 4588 code for a protein of 1087 amino acids. Gene Ontology annotation, cellular component: histone deacetylase complex. The transcript has 19 exons. Gene Ontology annotation, biological process: negative regulation of transcription by RNA polymerase II; chromatin organization.